AUGUCCAAGAGAACAUCAUACGAACGCUCCGAACUCGGACAUACGACUCUCAAGCGCGCAAAACAGGUAGACGAGGAUCUGCCAUACGAUCAAGUUCAGGAAGCUCUCGGCGCGCAAGAUGAGCUCAAGGACGUGAGUAAAGUAGCGCAUUGGUUCCGUCCCAAAGACCUUCGCAUUCAAGACAAUACCGCGCUGCAUCAUGCUUCCGAGCUUGCCCAAAGCGCGAAGAAACCUUUAGUAUGUUUCUACAUCAACUGCGCUGCGGACGAAUCAUGGCAUGGGACCAGCCCUGCAAGAGUGGACUUUAUGUGUGAGGGGUUGCGCAUCAUGCAGAAAGAGCUGAAGGAAUUGAACAUACCGCUAGUCUUCCUGGAAUGCAAGGACAGAAAGAAGAUUGUGGAAACAGCAGUGGAGUGGUUGAAGAAGCAGGAGGUUUCACAUGUGUUUGGCAACUUCGAAUAUGAGAUUGACGAGAUGCGGAGAGAUCUGAAGCUAUGCAAAACAGCUGGCGACGGUAUCCAAGUCUCGUUGUACCAUGACCAGACAGUUGUCGAACCGGGCACAAUGCUCACAGGCACCGGGACACCGAUGAAGGUCUUUACGCCAUUCUUCAAAGCCUGGCUUGAGAAGCUGAAGGACGAGCCAGAGCUGCUUGAUACCAACCCUCCGCCUGCCGCGAAUCCAUCGUCUGCAAAGAAGGAACUCAAGGAUUUGUUCGAUACACCUGCACCAGAACCAGCAAAAGACAAGCUAUUCGAGUCGGAAGAAGACAAGAAGAGGAUACGAAAAUUGUGGCCUGCCGGUCAUGCUGCGGGAGCAAAACGCAUGGAUGCAUUCCUCAAGCAGAUUGAUCACUACGCCGCCACACGCUCCAAUCCUGCCGCCAACAGCACAUCUCGUAUGUCCGCCUACUUCAGCGCGGGUAUGUUUUCGGUGCGCGAAGCAUUGCAGAAGGUUGUGGAUUACAACCGCGGCAGUACCGACUUCACCGAAGCCAAAGCAUCCAACGGCGUGUACGGCUGGGUCCGAGAAAUCGUCUUUAGAGAAUUGUACAGACAGACUACCCUGACGACACCCCAUACCUCGAUGAAUUUGCCGCAAAAUCUCAAGUUCGACGCAGUAGAAUGGGAAGACGACGAAGAAGGCUGGGAAAAAUGGUACAAAGGCGAAACAGGCGAACCUUUCAUCGACGCCGGAAUGCGCCAACUCAACGCCGAAGCAUACAUGCACAACCGGCUACGUAUGAAUGUCUCUUCCUACCUUUACUGCAACCUCCUCCUCGACUACCGCCGCGGCGAACGAUACUUUGCCGAAACACUCAUCGAUUGGGACCUUUCCAACAACACUCAAGGCUGGGAGCCUUCAUACACCGUCUUCAACCCUGUUUCUCAGGCCGAGAGGAACGAUCCUGAUGGCGAUUACAUUCGGAAAUGGGUGCCGGAACUCAAAGAUGUCCAGGGCAAGGCGGUUUUUGCUCCCUAUGCGAGGUUAUCGAAGAGCGAAUUCGAGAAGUUGGGAUACCCGAAACCGCAUGUGGAUUGGAAGGAGACGAAGGCUAGGGCGUUGGACAGGUUUAAGAGGGGGUUGAGGGACGCGGAUGUUUAG
Molecule: messenger RNA, 1605 nt
Organism: Alternaria burnsii
Lineage: Eukaryota; Fungi; Ascomycota; Dothideomycetes; Pleosporales; Pleosporaceae
Product: deoxyribodipyrimidine photo-lyase
Exons: 2
Coding region: 1-1605 (534 amino acids)
Biological process (GO): circadian regulation of gene expression; entrainment of circadian clock by photoperiod
Cellular component (GO): nucleus; cytoplasm
Molecular function (GO): DNA binding; FAD binding
Source: RefSeq, a predicted model, not a curated record